Molecule: messenger RNA, 3877 nt
Organism: Menidia menidia (Atlantic silverside)
Lineage: Eukaryota; Metazoa; Chordata; Actinopteri; Atheriniformes; Atherinopsidae
Source: the annotation of a GenBank genome assembly
CGAAUUCUAAAGUCUCGCGAUAUUAGGACUCACGAGACCGCUGCUCGUUCUUUUCCACCGGGUCGCAGGCAAGAUGGCAGAUACCGAGAUCAAGAAGAAGCGUACCUUCAGGAAGUUCACCUACAGAGGUGUGGAUCUGGACCAGCUACUGGACAUGUCUUAUGAGCAGCUGAUGCAACUGUAUUGUGCCCGCCAGAGAAGGAGGCUGAACCGUGGCCUUCGCCGCAAACAGCAGACCCUCCUCAAGCGACUGCGCAAGGCAAAGAAAGAGGCCCCCCCCAUGGAGAAACCAGAGGUGGUGAAGACGCAUCUGAGGGACAUGGUCAUCCUGCCUGAGAUGGUUGGGUCAAUGGUUGGAGUGUACAAUGGCAAGACUUUCAACCAGGUUGAAAUCAAGCCUGAGAUGUGUGGUCAUUAUUUGGGAGAGUUCUCCAUCACCUACAAGCCAGUCAAGCACGGUCGCCCUGAGUGGCCUCAUAGGUUACAGAAUUGGAAGGGUAUCUGGAAAAGUUGUGUAACAAUGAGCAUGGCGGGUGUGGACGGGCUUUUGGACAGCACAGAAGUGGUGGAGAUGGAAGAUGUCCCAUCUCAGUUCUUUGUGGAGAAACACUCUUGGGAGGGACUUCGUGAUAUUAUCCAUUGUAGCAGGAAGUACUCAGGUAUGAUUGCCAACAAGGCUCCCCAUGACUUCCAGUUUGUGCAGAAGACUGAUGAGAAUGGACCCCACUCCCACCGGUUGUACUACCUCGGAAUGCCUUAUGGGAGCAGAGAAAACUCACUACUCUACUCAGAAAUCCCCAAAAAGAUACGGAAAGAAGCACUCUUAGUGUUGUCAUGGAAACAGAUGCUGGACCACUUCCAGGCUACACCUCAUCAGGGGGCCUACUCCCGGGAGGAGGAACUGCUGAGAGAACGUAAACGCUUGGGAGCAUUUGGUAUCACAUCCUAUGACUACCAUUCUAAGACCGGCUUGUUCCUCUUUCAAGCCAGUAAUAGCCUCUUUUACUGUCAAGAUGGAGGCAACAAUGGCUUCAUUCAGUCUUCUCCUGUAAAGCCAGUGGAGAUCAAGACGCAGUGCUCAGGCACUCGAAUGGACCCCAAAAUUUGCCCUGGACACCCAGAUUUUAUAGCCUUUAUCAAUAACAAUGACUUGUGGAUAGCCAACAUUAAGACAGGAGAGGAGAGGAGACUUACAUACUGUCAUAAAGGUUUAGACAAUGUUAAGGAAGAUCCCAAGUCUGCAGGUGUAGCAACAUUUGUCAUCCAGGAAGAGUUUGACCGUUUCACUGGUUACUGGUGGAAUCCGUCAGCAGCAGCAGAUGUUGAAGGAGGUAAAACUAUGCAACUUUUGUAUGAAGAAGUGGAUGAGACAGAAGUUGAAAUUAUUCAUGUUCCAUCUCCGGCACUGGAGGAGAGGAAAGCAGACGCAUACAGAUAUCCUCGUACUGGUAGCAAAAAUCCCCAAGCUACCCUUAAACUAGCAGAGAUCAAGACAGACCAUCAAGGAAGAAUUGUGAGCACACAGGAUAAGGAAUUUGCGGUCCCCUUUACAUCCUUGUUUCCUGGAACAGAAUACAUUGCUAGAGUAGGAUGGACAAGUGAUGGAAAAUAUGGCUGGGCAGUGCUGUUGGAUCGCAGUCAGAGGAAUCUACAGCUUGUUUUAUUGCCUCCAACCCUCUUCAUUCCUGUCACUGAAGACCCAGCUCUGAGGCAUGAGAGUCUGAAGGCUGUCCCCAGCAACACACAACCAUAUAUAAUCUACGAGGAGACCACUGAUGUCUGGAUAAAUGUACAUGAUAUAUUUUAUCCCUUUAUUCAAACAACAGAAGAUGAGUUUUCUUUCAUUUGGGUAAAUGAGUCCAAAUUAGGUUUCAGCCACCUUUAUAAAAUCACCUCCCUGCUACAGCCAGGCUGCAACCAUUGGACAGAGGACUACCAUCACAUGGACAGAAACUUCAAAUGUGCAAUCAAAGAAGAAGUUACACUGACCAGUGGAGAAUGGGAGGUCUUGGCAAGACAUGGUUCCAAGAUCUGGGUGAAUGAGUCUACGAAGUUGGUAUAUUUCCAAGGCACCAGGGACACUCCUCUGGAGCACCACCUGUAUGUGGUCAGCUAUGAGUCACCAGGAGAUGUGGUCAGACUAACAAAGCCAGGAUUCUCUCAUAGCUGCUCUGUUAGUCAGAACUUUGACUUUUUUGUCAGCCACUACAGUAACGUGAGCACGCCACCUUGUGUUCAUUUGUACAAACUCACUAACUCUGAAGAUGAGCCACUACACAUGGUUCCAGAGUUCUGGGCCAGCAUGAUGGAGUCUCCAGGCUGCCCUGGAGAUUACAAUCCACCUGAGAUUUUCGACUUUCCAGGAAAGUCAGGCUUCCAGUUGUAUGGGAUGGUAUACAAGCCUCACAACCUUCAACCUGGCAGGAAACACCCAACAGUUAUCUUUGUGUAUGGGGGCCCACAGGUGCAGCUGGUUAACAACUCCUUCAAGGGGAUGAAGUACCUCCGUCUUAAUACGUUGGCUUCUCUAGGCUAUGCUGUGGUUGUCAUUGAUGGGAGGGGCUCCUGUCAAAGGGGCCUUGAAUUUGAAGGAGCCCUGAAAAACAAAAUGGGUCAAGUGGAGAUUGAAGAUCAAGUUGAGGGAUUGCACUAUGUGGCAGACAAGUUCAACUUUGUGGACCUGAGCCGCAUUGCAAUCCAUGGCUGGUCCUAUGGUGGUUUUCUAUCGCUUAUGGGCCUCAUCCAACGGCCCAACAUCUUCAAAUUGGCUAUUGCAGGUGCCCCAGUUACUGUGUGGAUGGCCUAUGACACAGGCUACACAGAGCGUUAUAUGGAUGUCCCUGAGAACAACCAGCAGGGCUACGAAGAAGGAUCUGUAGCACUGCAUGUGGACAAGUUGCCUAGCGAGCCCAACCGGUUGCUCAUUCUGCAUGGGUUUCUAGAUGAGAAUGUGCACUUUUUCCACACCAAUUUUUUGGUGUCUCAGAUAAUCCGUGCUGGAAAGCCUUACCAGCUUCAGGUCUACCCCAAUGAGCGGCACAGUAUUCGCUGCCCUGAGUCUGGAGAGCACUAUGAGAUAAUGCUGCUGCACUUUCUACAACAAUACCUCUGAAAUGAGACAAUAGAGGAGACAUGAAAUCUACUUCCCUACUGUCUCUCCUCACAUCCCGACCUUAUGCCUAUCUUUACUCCAUCUUCAUUCAGAUAUUUAAAAGCCACAUGCUACAAAUUCCGAUGAAUAUGAACUUACAGUACCAAUAUGUUUUCCUUUUUUACUCUCUUUGUCUUGUUUUGUUACUCCUCCUGUCUCUACUGUGGACUCUCCUGUAUACCAGCCAGAGUAUGCUUUAAAAGCACAGAUUUGGUGUAUCAACCUGUAAAGCAGAACAAAUACAAGGACAUAUGAAAAAAAACAUUUGCUGGCCCUGUCGAAUGCCUCACUUAUAUCUUCAUCUUUAUGAUGGUCUUUGCCAAAUGUUGUUGUGUAGCCCCCCCCCCCCUCCCACAUGUUUUAUUCACUUUUGUCCGUGUUAGAAAAUAGGUUACAGUUCAUGGAUAUGAAAUGGAAUCUACACAAACAUUUUCAGACAUGAGUUUCUGACACUACAUGUACACAUGUAAAAUACAGUUUAUCUUUCACAUAAACAAAGACUCAACUCCUUUCACUCAGUGUUGAAAAAUUCAUACUUAUUGUGACUGUACCAUGCAUUUUGUGGGAAAAAAAGUAGAAGGGAAGGAAGCUCAAGGCUCUUCCUGUGUCCACAUAUUUUAGUGUGUGUUAUUUAGAAUAAAAUAUUUUUAUGGAUUUUUAUUCUUUGUUUUAAAUGAGUGCUAAUGGAAGGUGCUCAUUGAUAUUUUUACCCCAUACCCCCCCACC